AUGGACGUAGAUGCGAUAAUUAAAAAGACCCCCGAUUUAGAACGUAGUGUGGAAAAAAUUAAAAAAGAAUUUUUAGAUUAUUUGAACCAUGUUUUUGUGCAAUACACGUUUCCUGCGGGACAUGGGCAAAAUUUUAAGAAGAAAAUUACAUCAGCAGCGGCUACUUUAUCUGAGUUGGAGAAGUCUAUAACUGAUGUAACAAAACAAGGGAUACAAACAGUUGAAAUUAAUGUGGUGAAUUACAAGAAAACGUUGGUUAAAAUUAAAGAAGAAAUCGAUAUAUUAAACCAUUUAAUUAGCAUUGAUGAGUUGCUUUUAGAGGUGGAUAAUUUAUUUGAGAAUCAAAAGUAUUUGGAUGUUAUUAAAUUGAUGAAGAAGAUUGAGAAAGAGAUGGAUGUUUUAAGAUCGAUUGAAAAUUUAAACAUUCUAGAUAACAUUCAAAGAGAUAUCAAUUUAAAAUUAACACUUUUGUUUUCAACAAUGAAUGAGGAUAUUUGUAAAACAAUUAAGUAUAAAAAUAAAUACUUUAAGUUUCCCUUAAAAAUUGGUUCAACAUUACAAUAUAUAGGUAAUGACAUUAAAGAUAAUUUAUCAGAAUUAAUUAUAAAAAAUUGUUUAAAUGAUACAAUUCCAAAUACAUCCGAUGAAUUCCAAAAUUAUCACUUAAUAAUAGAAGAAGUUAAAGAACUUGAAAAGAUUUUAAUAGAAAGCGGAUUAUUUUCCAAUGACAUGCACUAUUUAUCCAGUCAUGUUAAAAAUGUUGAUAACCUUUAUGUUCAAAAGAUAUGUGAAUCAAAGUUGAGAAUAGCAAAAGAACUAAUGAAGAAAGAUCUUCAUGAUAUGAUUGAAGUUGGUGAACCCGUUGAUUUAAAUAAUCCAUUUAAAAUUGACCUUGAUGUGUUUUAUCAAAGAUCGGUUUCUAAGUCAAAAGCAUUAUAUGAAACUGUAACAAAUAUUUUUGGCAUCUACGGUGAUACUGUUUCAAACCAUCACAAAAAACUCUUAGAAACAAUACCCCAACAAGUUGCCUUAUUUCUAAAUAAUUGCAAUUAUAUUUCUUAUAAAAUAAUGAAAUUCGAAGAAAUUUACGGAAAUAAGAUGAAAUCAAUUUUAAAUAUUGAAGAUUUAUUUUCAUUUGAAAUAUACAGUUUGAGAUCAAAAGGAGAUCAAAUGUUUAAUGAAUUUAUCAAUCAACAAAUUAAUGAAAUGGAGCAAAUUAUGAAUGAAUCUGGAUUAGUUAAUGUUACUACUUUAGAAAAACUAGAACCAGUUACUGAAAAAUCAAUACAACACUGUUUAAGGCAACAAGAAUUAUUAAGAACCGCAUGGAAUAAAGUUUUAUCUCAUACAGAUUAUAACAAAAAUCUUGGCAAAACCCUCAACUUUUUAUGCAAAACUAUAAUUGAUGCAGUUUUAAAAUACACAGAUAUUAACUCAGAUGCAAAAGAUCAAUUAGUUGAUGUCUUAAAAGUUAUUUUUACAAGAGGACCUAAAUUAUUUGCUCAUCAAACAGACGUUUCUGUACACGUUGAUCAAUGUGCGAAUUUAUUAGAAAUAUCAGAUCGUUGGGCGGAUGGAAAAGGACCUUUAGCCUUGCAUUUUAAGGGAGAGGAGUUGAAGAAUUUAAUUCGAGCUUUGUAUCAAAAUUCGGAUAUAAGAGCUGCUGUACUAUCUAAAAUACAAUAA
Molecule: messenger RNA, 1686 nt
Organism: Onthophagus taurus
Lineage: Eukaryota; Metazoa; Arthropoda; Insecta; Coleoptera; Scarabaeidae
Source: RefSeq, a predicted model, not a curated record